AUGGCAGCGCGACGGGCUCCCCCAAAGGCCCGAGAGAUGGAUUUCGGAAAUGUAGGCGUGGCAGGAAGACGGACGGGAGUCACACUAGAAAAGGGGAAGCUCGAUGAACACGGCAUGGAAGAAAUAGAUGGGAUGUUCUCUUCGCCGGAGAAAUCGCCUGCAAGACACAACACAAACGGGUUUGCCAACGACACGAUAUUACAUUCUGAGGAUAUGGAAACAGGAGGCAGUAGUAGUAUUCCCGAACCCGCAGAUAUGUUUUCCAGCCGGCGAGCCGCACGCAAUUCUUACGUCCUUCCACCCAGAUCACGGUCCCCUAUCAAAACCCAUUUGAGUGGGUCUCCCCGCAGAACUCCGGGAAUACGCUCUUCACCAAUUCCCCAUAGCGACCAAAUAUCCAGUCCCUCUUCGCGUACUGUUGCCAAGAGGUCGCUCGACUUAUCCAUAUCGCAAACACAGUUGGGGAAAUCGCCUCUAAAACAAGUCCGAUCUACGUCCAUUCCCCCAGAGCUUGAAUCCCCAGCAGGCAGAGGAAGCGUUGGCGAGAUUGAUGACGUUGGUGAAACUGCAGAUUUCUCGGAUGAUGGGAAUUAUCUAGUGGAGGAAGCCGAAGAGGAAUCUCUUUUUGUGGAAUCGAACAUCCUCCAUCACGAAAAUGGCGGCCAAGAUAGCCCUGGCAAUUCCAUACAGAACGACAUUGAUAAUGACGAGGAUGAAUUGAGAGAAGCUGAGCAGGAAGAGGCUGCCUCCCCACCUGUAGUUACAAAGGCGCCGAGCAGAGGAAUAAAACGGAAGAAGGGGCCAACUGAGUUUGGAAAUGACACCGUGAAAGCGGCUAGUACUUCUGCUUCUAAAAGCAAGAGGGGACGGAAGCCAAAAGCCGCCCGGGAGGAGAUAAACGGCGCCAAUGAAGAUGAUCAAGAUUCAAGGCCAGCUAAGCGAACAAAAAAGGCAGCACCAAAUGAGCUUACAACCAAUUUGAAAAUGUCGAGCGAACAAGAAUCAGACCUAAAUCGAGUCAUCGGAAAUAUCACGAAGCGAGACGGGCCUCUCAAGAAACAGCGAAGCCUCCAUAUUUUAAGAAGGGAAUCUCCGUCCGAUGGAGCAGUACGACACACACGGUCCGGUCGCGUAUCAGUAAAGCCUCUGGCGUACUGGCGCAAUGAGAAAUGCGUAUACGGUACGGGUGAAGCUGAACCCGGCCAGCGAUUUCCCUUGUCCACGAUCAAAGAAAUCAUCAGAAUCGAUGAGCCCGAGCCAAUAUACACGAAAGCUAGUAAGAGGUCAAGUAAAAAGGCAAAGGCAAAAGCAAAGGCGAAAAGAAGCCGUGAAGAAUCGUCCGAUGAGGAGGAUUAUAUGGAACCUUGGGAAGUCGAUGAGGGUAUAUUCUACGGGCCCGUCAAAACGUGGGAUCACGAAUUGCAGACAGGGACCCAGGAAGAAGAAUUAAUGGAUGUCGCCUACGCUCCCUCGGCUAUCCAGACUCACGAAGUCAAAGGCUCAAGCUUCCGGUUUGCGAAAGUCCUCAGCACACCUUUCCUAGGCUCGGGUUUUGUAGAGAUGCCGCCGGGUGCGGCCAAAAAGCAGAAGAACUCGAAACGCAUGCAUAUGGUGUUUUUUGUGUAUCGUGGCAGGAUACGAGUCGAUGUAUCUGGCCUGGUGUUUAGCGCUGGGAAGGGGUGCGUUUUCCAAGUGCCGCGAGGUAAUAAUUACAGUUUUGCAAAUGAACACGACAGACCUGCUGCUAUCUUUUUCACCCAGGGUUGUAUACCGCUAGAUUCCGAUGGAAAUGUGGACACUGGGGCUCCAGCUCCACCUCUACCAGAUCCUGCUCAGCAAAUACAACCGGAAGAUCAACAUGAAGACCAACCGGAAGAACAAGGGGAAGAACAACCACAGGAACAGGGAGAGGGUCAGGAGCCAGAAGAGCAAAGCCAACAAGUAGAGACGGAAAAGAAAGGGAAGAAAGGGAAGAAGAAGAGGGGAAGACCAAAGCAGAAUGCUCAAUGA
Molecule: messenger RNA, 2010 nt
Organism: Uncinocarpus reesii 1704
Lineage: Eukaryota; Fungi; Ascomycota; Eurotiomycetes; Onygenales; Onygenaceae
Exons: 5
Coding region: 1-2010 (669 amino acids)
Biological process (GO): attachment of mitotic spindle microtubules to kinetochore; kinetochore assembly; spindle attachment to meiosis I kinetochore
Cellular component (GO): kinetochore
Molecular function (GO): centromeric DNA binding
Source: RefSeq, a predicted model, not a curated record